AUGAACUUUGAUAACUUGAAGAACUACGCCGGUAAGGCUUACGACCAAUACCAAAAGUACAACGACAGCCAAAAACAGGGCGGCUCUGGCUCUGGCUCUGGCAAUGAUGACUCUUUUGGCAGCGGAAACAACAACAACAACUCUUCCUCCUUUGGUGGUAAUGACAACUCUUACGGUGGUGACGACUCUUAUGGAAGUGGAAACAACAAUUCCUCUUUCGGUGGUAAUGACUCUUAUGGCAGCGGAAACGACAACUCCAACUCCUAUGGAAGCAGCAACAAGAAAUCUUCCUAUGGUGAUGACGACAACUCCUACGGUGGUGGAAACAACUCUUCCUCUUUCGGUGGUAAUGACAACUCCUACGGUGGUGACUCCUACGGAAGUAGCAACAAGAAGUCUUCCUAUGGCGGUGACGACUCUUAUGGAAGCGGAAACGACAACUCCAACUCCUACGGAAGCAGCAACAAGAAGUCUUCCUAUGGCGGUGACGACUCUUAUGGAAGUGGAAACGACAACUCCAACUCCUACGGAAGCAGCAACAAGAAAUCUUCCUAUGGUGACGACGACAACUCCUACAGUGGUGGAAACAACUCUUCCUCUUUCGGUGGUAAUGACAACUCCUACGGUGGUGACUCUUAUGGAGGUGGAAACAAGAAAUCUUCCUACGGUGGUGAUGAUUCCUACGGUGGUAAUGACUCUUAUGGCAGCGGAAACGACAACUCCAACUCCUACGGAAGCAGCAACAAGAAGUCUUCCUAUGGCGGUGACGACUCUUAUGGAAGUGGAAACGACAACUCCAACUCCUACGGAAGCAGCAACAAGAAAUCUUCCUAUGGUGACGACGACAACUCCUACAGUGGUGGAAACAACUCUUCCUCUUUCGGUGGUAAUGACAACUCCUACGGUGGUGACUCUUAUGGAGGUGGAAACAAGAAAUCUUCCUACGGCGGUGACGAUUCCUACGGUGGUGGAAACAACUCUUCCUCCUUUGGUGGUGACUCCUUCGGAGGAAACAACAACAGCUCCUCCGGCGGUGGCAGCAGCGGCCACAAAAAGUCUCACGGCAAUGACAACUCCAACUCCUACGGUGGUGACUCCUACGGAAGCGGCAACGACAACUCUUAUGGCGGUAACGACAACUCUUAUGGUGGUAAUGACAACUCUUAUGGCGGUAAUGACAACUCUUCCUUCGGUGGUGGUAACAACUCCUUUGGAGGAGGCUCUUAUGGUAACUCAGAUAACUUUUAA
This is a messenger RNA of Schizosaccharomyces osmophilus, 1248 nucleotides long. RefSeq lists its product as uncharacterized. NCBI's taxonomy places the organism in Eukaryota, Fungi, Ascomycota, Schizosaccharomycetes, Schizosaccharomycetales, Schizosaccharomycetaceae. The transcript has a single exon. The coding region runs from base 1 to 1248 and encodes 415 amino acids. The record is from RefSeq and is a predicted model, not a curated record.